AUGGCCAAAAUAGACAUCACCAUAAUAACCCCGCCUCUACACAACCAAACAUACCGCCAUACCGCGCAGCACGAGCACUACACUGCCAACAUUUGGUCUGCCUUUGCUUCAACAGCAAAGAGUUUCCUUGGGUUUAAGCGUAUCAUCGUCUCCGCCAGAUGUAAGCACAGCGAAUUCAUCCCAGAUUUAGCUCUGCUGCUAAAGUCAGUCGAAUUGUGA
Sclerotinia sclerotiorum 1980 UF-70 is the source of this 219-nucleotide messenger RNA. RefSeq lists its product with no specific name. The record is from RefSeq and is a predicted model, not a curated record. The transcript has 3 exons. Bases 1 to 219 code for a protein of 72 amino acids. NCBI's taxonomy places the organism in Eukaryota, Fungi, Ascomycota, Leotiomycetes, Helotiales, Sclerotiniaceae.